Molecule: messenger RNA, 5555 nt
Organism: Patiria miniata (bat star)
Lineage: Eukaryota; Metazoa; Echinodermata; Asteroidea; Valvatida; Asterinidae
Product: thrombospondin type-1 domain-containing protein 7A-like
Exons: 23
Coding region: 288-4883 (1531 amino acids)
Source: RefSeq, a predicted model, not a curated record
UGACGAGUACCAGUUAAGUGUUUUGUAGCAGGUGGCCCAAAGCAAACGAGCAAAAAUUUGCAGACGACAGACACGCAUUGUCAUCGAAAUUGGAGGCACGUUCGGCACCUCUACUGAAAAUUGACAAAACACACUUGCAAAAUAUGUGGCCAAAAUACGGCAUCUUCCCCUGAAGAUUUUCAGGCACGGCAACUAACUGUCUUCAGCAUUCAGCAUUUGCAUCAAUUGGACUUUUGCUACAUUAGUACUUCUUGUUGGGCCAUCUUUCCUCCAAUUCUGAUAUCAACAUGGGACAUUUUGUAGAACUUUUGCUGCUCUUCAGUUUGGCACUGGCUGGGCCAGUGUGCAGCUCAAACGACAGUCUUCCAAAGCAUCCCAAUUCACCAGGGUCCAAGGGUAGCAAAGGAAACAAGCUGGGACCGCAAGAAGACGGCUCCAAAGAAAGAACACAACCGGCUUUGUUUCGGUUAUCGCACGAUGGCUGGAGCCCCUGCCAAAGGCAAAACUUGACCUCCUGUGGACAAACGCUGAGAAACGUCAGUUGCAUUUACGCGCCGGAAAGCAGACAGGUUCCUAUGCAUUUCUGCACCUCGUUAGUAGAUUCCCAACCAAUGUAUCGGCCUUGUGGGUUUUGCCCGGAGGACUGCGCCAUGACCGUUUGGUCGGCCUGGUCGGAAUGCAGCUCCACGUGCUCACCGGCGACUAAGUUCCGGACCAGGAGGGUUCUGACCCCGCCCAGGCACGGCGGGCAGGAGUGCGGGGAGCUUGCGGAGAGGGAGGCCUGCUCAGAGUUGCCGGAUUGUGAGGUCGAGGUCUUGGUGCCGAUAUACACCUGGAAGAUUGGAGAAUGGAGCAGCUGUAGACAGGCUUCUCAGCAUGCUGCCAGUGGCUGCGGCCUCGGGCAGCGGUUUCGAUCCAUUUCCUGUGUGGACUCCCAAGGAGAAGUUGUCGACAAUGAUUUGUGCUCCCACGACCAGCAAGAUCCUCAGAAACGUGGGACCCAGCCCCCAUCGGCCGAGACCUGCCCGGUCCCCUGCGACUGCCUGACCUCGCAGUGGUCGGCCUGGGGUGCCUGCUCCCAGACCUGCCGGUUACCAGCCCAGGCCACUAGUCCCCCGGUGCAGACCCGCACCAGGGAGAUCGUGACCCUGCCUGAGAACGGCGGACUGCCGUGCCCGAGCCUGGAGGAACGCAAAGAGUGCGAGGGGGAUCCACUACCGGACUGCCCGCGUUUUGAGUGGGUCGCUGAGGAUUGGCAACCGUGCAGGUUAUCGCCAGACAGUGAUGGGACGUGCGGGGCAGGACGGCAGAAGCGGCAGGUGUACUGCAUCCAGGAAGGAGACGCAGACCGCAUCCCGGUCACGGCCGACAACUGCAUCAACUCACCCGUCAACUCCACGAGCCUGGAGCCGCCGACCAAGCGAGCCUGCUGGGUGGACUGCCCCGUGGACUGCCAGCUAGGGGAGUGGCAGAACUGGUCACCUUGUUCCCAAAGCUGUGAGGAGGGGAUCCAGGUGCGAGUCAGGGAGGUCCUGGUGCAGCCGGCCCACGGUGGGAAGGAGUGCGGACCGCUGGCUGAGGCCAAGGAGUGUGAAUUCGUGGAGUGCUCCUGGUGGCACACAUCACGAUGGAGCAAGUGCUUCCUGAACCGAGGCCAGACAGACUGUGGCCGGGGCUCCCACGUCCGCACUGUCUACUGCAUGAGUGCCCUGGACAGGCUGCUAGAAGAUGAAGAUUGUCCAGGGAGCUCUCCAGCUUACAACGAGGAUUGUCGCAUCCCCUGCCCGACAGACUGCGUCAUCUCGGAGUGGACGGACUGGGGCCCCUGCUCCAGGACCUGUGGGAAGAAAGGAGGCAUGCAGACAAGGACUAGACAAAUACUGGCUUACUCGGACAUGCCAGAGGACUCCUGCCUCCCCGAGAGCGAGCUGUCCCAGCUCCGCCCCUGCAACUUACACGUGUCCUGCCAGAGUUACACCUGGCAGGUCGGGGCCUGGCAAGGCUGCAUCGGCUCGGGUUCGGUGUCAGAAGCGGGAUGCGGGGAGGGCGCGGGCACCGAGCGACGGGAGGUCACCUGCGAGAAGGAGAGCGGCAUGGCACCAGACGAGAGCUACUGUGACCCGGCCUCCAAGCCGCUCGGGCAGCGGGCCUGCGACGUGCCCUGCCCUGUUGACUGCAAGCUGUCGGCCUGGAGUGCCCUCUCUAGUUGCAGUGAGACGUGUGGUCCGAAUGCUCAACGGGCGCAGCUGCAGAUAGUUGUCCGACUCCCAGCUCAUGGUGGAACUUCCUGCCCAAGCGAAGCGGACGAAGAUGGUCUCAUUAUCAGAAUGGAAUCGUGUGACAAUCUGCCUCCCUGCUACAGUUACCAGUGGUUUGCUGGGAACUGGACUGACUGCGAGGUGGUCGGCACUGACUGCGGUAAGGGCUUGCAGACUAGUGAGGUGCAUUGUGGGAGGAGCGACGGAACAACUGUGGAACCAGGUGUAUGCCUGCGUGAGUUGCUGUCCACGCCGCCCCCCUCCCACCAGCAGUGUCUGGUCCCCUGCGCCGGAGACUGUCUCCUCUCCGACUGGACGGUCUUUGGGCCCUGCGUCCACGACUGUGGCUACACGGAACACAGCGGGUAUUGCAGGAUGCGAUCUCGGACCAUCAUAAGUAUCGAUCCAGCCACAGACAAUGCAGAGGAACUAUGCCCUGACAUCACGGACUCUGACUUGAGGAACUACAUCCCAUGUGACGAUGUAACCUUCUCCUAUGAGUGGCAGAACGGUACCUGGCGGAGCUGUCUUCUCACAGAAGGUGUUGAGUGUGGUCCAGGCACCGCGCAUCGGAGCGUGCUCUGCCGGCGCAGCGACGGCACUUCUGUCCCUGAUCACUUCUGCCAGGCCUCUGCUGCCAUCAAGCCCAGCAUGCAGCAGAGCUGUGACGUCCCCUGUCCCAUUGACUGCAUUGUGUCUGAGUGGAUGGACUGGUCACCCUGCACACAGGCUUGCGGACAGGGUUUCAGGACCAGGAUGAGGGACAUUCAGCAGCAGAGUGCACACGGUGGGCGGGACUGCCCGCCCCCGAUUGACAGCAUGAUUUGCAUGGAGAUGCUGUGCGAUGAACUGGAGUGGGAGGUGUCACAGUGGGGUCCCUGUGAGUCCAUUGACCCACGCAGCAACUGCGGCAGUGGAGCGCAGACCCGCACAGUCUCCUGCAAGGCCGGGGAUAAUAUGGAAGAAGAGUGUGGCAAACGGUUCCCUAAGCCUGACGCCAGCAGGGGCUGCAUGCUGCCUUGCCCUGGCGACUGCGUAAUGACGGACUGGUCAGAUAACACCCCCUGCCCCUCCCCCUGCCAGCAGAACAGCAGCAGCAAGUCACAGAUCCGCUCAGUCAUCCGGCACCCGACGGCCACGGGGGAGCAGUGCGGGGACCUGACGCAGACCGUGCUGUGCACCGAGGCCGACUGCGCCGGCGACGGGGACCAGUACCGACUGGUGACUGGGGAGUGGAGCCGGUGUAAAGCCGUCAGCGGGGAAUGCGGCACCGGCAUUCGGCAGCGGACCUUCAACUGCGUCAACGCCCCUGGCUUUCCCGUGGCCACCCACCACUGCCGCUUCCAGAAUCUCUCCACGAGCGAGACCUGUCGCAUCCCUUGCCCCGUCACCUGCGAGCCCGGCAAGUACUCUGAUUGGUCCUCAUGCAACGCAACCUGCGGGCUGGAUCGGGUCAUGACCAGGUCAAGGGUCGUGGAGGGCUACCCGGGGGAGAAGUGCUCCAAUAAGGUCACCUUGAGUCAGACGAUGCCGUGCAACUCACUGCCGUGUCACACCUACACGUGGGAGCGGAGUUUCUGGAGCGAGUGCAAGUUUGAGACGGAGAGAGGAUGCGGCUUUGGUGAGCGCACACGUUUCGUGGAGUGUCUGCGUAGCGACGGGCUGACAGUGGACCAUGAGUUCUGCAUAGUACAAGAAUAUCCAGAGUCACGGAAUCCAGACGUCAUGAACCAAAUCCUGUCCGGUGUCAAUGAGACGGUGCUAGACAUUGAGACGUCGCAGCUCUGUGUGAAACCCUGCCCUGGAGACUGUCUGAUGUCAUCCUGGAGUCCUCGUUCCUCCUGCUACGGGUCCUGCUAUUCUCACAGUGAGCCAUCCUUCAUGACACGGUCCAGGGCAGUGACUAGGCCUGCCAGGCCCGGCGGAGUGGCUUGCCCUGAAAAUCUCAUUGAUCAAAGGUCAUGUCCAGCAGAACAAGCCAUCUGCCCCAACUUCACCUGGCAGACUGGCGCCUUUGACGCAGAGACAAGAACCAGGGAUGUCUGGUGCCAAAUACAAGAUGGGACCAUGACCCUGACUGUGACAGGAGGGUGUAUUGAGGCUUUGCGGCCUUCGUCGGUACUGGACUGUGACCCACAAUGCACUGCUCCAGGCUCCCUCUGUGACGAGGGUAGAUGCCGUUGCAAUGAGGGAUACGAAGGCAAUGGUCACCUGUGCUUCCCGGUCAGCGGCUGUGUCACCGAUGACCACUGUCCACUCCCCCACACCCUCUGUGACCGUCACGGCCAAUGUGCCUGUCGGUCCGGAUUCACGCCCGACGUCGUGUCGGGACUGUGCGUGGAGUCCAAUGUCAUUCCCGAUGGUGACAGGCAUGCUGGACCAACCAGUUCCGGACCGGGUGAUGGUAAUAACGACGUGCAACAGUACGAGGGCAAAUCUGACAUCUGGAAGUGGAUCCUCAUCGCCAGCGUUCUCAUCCUCCUGCUCCUUGUGAUCAUCGUCGGUGUCUUCAUCGUCAGGAGACGGAGAGCCAGGGAGGUGGGCUUCAUUCCCAUCCCUACCAUCAGCAGCGACUCAGACUUCCAGCUCAGCAAGAUGGUCAAAGAAGUCGUCACCAAGUGUUGACGAACGGACCGAUGACAAAACCGGUGACAAAACAGAGGAAGGGUUGGUGAGAUUGUUUAAUUCAUGUUUAUUUUUUGUAUUUAAAAUUUAUUUAUCAAAUGUCUAUUGUGAGGAAUUAUUAUAGAAUCCGUGUAUAUAGAAGGUUGAAAACAGAAACUGACUGACGUGGGACGUGAAACUGUAACCACUGUCAAAAUUUGAUGUCCAAAUCUGUUUUCAGGAUCUGAUGUCAAAUCUGGUGUCAGAAUCUGAGAUCCAAAUCUGGUGUCAGAAUCUGAUGUCUAAAGCUAGUGUCAGAAUCUGAUGUCAAACUAAGCUGGUGUCAGAAUCUGAAGUCAAAAUCUUGUGUUAGAAUCCAAGGUCCAAAUCUGGUGUCAGAAUCUGAUGUCGAAAGCUGGUAUAAGAAUCUAAGCUCACUAAAUGCUAGUGUCAGAAUCUGAGGUCCAAAUCUGGUGUCAACAUCUGGUGUCAGAACCUGAUGCCAAAAUCCGGUGUCAGAAUCUGAUGUCAAAACCUAGUGUCAGAAUAGAGGUCCAAAUCUGGUGUCAGAAUCUGAGGUCCAAAUCUGGUGUCAGAAUCUGAUGUCGAAAGCUAGUGUCAGAAUCUGAUGUCAAAAGCUGGUGUCAGAAUCUUAGCUCAAAAUCUGGUGUCAGAAUCUGAGGUCCAAAUCUG